AUGGCGAUGGAUCGAUCAAGUAGAGAAUUCACCAUGAAGGGGAGGAAGAAGCAUCACGUCCUGUCCUGCUGCCUGCUGAUCGCGGUUCUCAUCAUCCUCGGCAUCCUCGCUCUGGUGCUCUACAUCCUCUACCGCCCACUCCCGCCGCGCGUGCUGACCUCGCCGGUGGAGCUCGGCGUGGAGGACUUCAGCCUCCUCCCGCCGUCGCUGACGCUGACCGCGUCGGUGCACGUGGAGGUGGUCAACCCCAGCCGCUCCCCGUUCCGGUACGGCGAGACGGUCACGGCGGUGACCUACCACGGAGAGCCGGUCGGGACGACGGUGGUGCCGGCCGGCGGGGUCGGCGGGCGGACCACGACGUGGGUCACGCCGCUGACCGAGGUGGACGGGGUCAAGGUGGCCGCGAACCCGCACUUCGCCGGCGACGCGCUGUCCGGGACGCUGCCCUUCGUGGUCAUGGUGAGGCUGGACGGCAAGGCGCUCGUGCUGCGCGCGUUCGAGGUGAGCGCCACCGUCGAGAUCGUCUGCUACGUCCAGCUCUACGUCUUCCGCGAGGACAGCAGCUCGCGCUGCGUCGCCACCGUCCGUGCUGGCCCUCAACGCAAAUACUACUAG
Molecule: messenger RNA, 615 nt
Organism: Lolium rigidum
Lineage: Eukaryota; Viridiplantae; Streptophyta; Magnoliopsida; Poales; Poaceae
Exons: 2
Coding region: 1-615 (204 amino acids)
Cellular component (GO): plasma membrane
Source: RefSeq, a predicted model, not a curated record